AUGCAGCACUAUGGAGUGAAUGGGUACUCUCUUCACGCCAUGAAUUCUCUGAGUGCCAUGUACAACCUCCACCAGCAGGCAGCACAGCAAGCCCAGCAUGCCCCCGACUACAGACCCUCGGUGCAUGCCCUCACCUUGGCAGAGAGACUGGCCGGCUGUACAUUUCAAGACAUCAUUUUGGAGGCCCGCUAUGGAUCCCAGCAUCGUAAACAGAGAAGAAGCCGCACUGCCUUCACUGCCCAGCAGCUGGAAGCCCUGGAGAAAACUUUCCAGAAGACUCACUAUCCAGAUGUGGUGAUGCGGGAGCGACUGGCCAUGUGUACUAACCUCCCAGAAGCCAGAGUUCAGGUUUGGUUUAAGAACAGAAGAGCCAAAUUCCGGAAGAAGCAGCGCAGCCUGCAGAAGGAGCAGCUGCAGAAGCAGAAGGACUCUGAAGGGAGCCACAGCGAGGGGAAGAUGGAAGCCCCCGUGCUGGAAACGCAGACCCCCACCCCGGAUGCGGAGAAAGCCCAGAGCCUGCCAAGCGAGGUAAGCACGGAGCUCAACCUGACACUGUCGGAGCAGUCUGCCAGCGAGUCAGCCACCGAGGACCAGACAGACCGCGAGGAGGAGUUUAAGAGCCCCCUGGAAGAGACCAAAGCAGACAAGAGCCCUAGCGUGGACAGCAAGGCAUUGAACUGCAAGCGAGCAAGUCCUAAAGCAGACUCUCCCAUCAGUGCCACGGUGACCCCCUCCUCCAGCAGCGGCAUGGCGCAGACUCACUCGUACUCCUCCUCGCCCCUGAGUCUCUUCCGCCUGCAGGAGCAGUUCCGUCAGCACAUGGCAGCCACCAACAACUUGGUCCAUUACUCCUCCUUCGAGAUGGGCACCCCGUCGGCCAUGCCCUACCUGGGCAUGAAUGUCAACAUGGCGCCUCUCAGCUCCCUGCAUUGUCAGUCCUACUACCAGUCGCUCUCCCACGCCCAGCAGGUCUGGUCUUCGCCCAUCCUGCAGGCUUCCAGCUCUCUCCCCAGCCUGAACAGUAAAACGACAAGUAUCGAGAAUCUACGGCUCAGAGCCAAGCAACAUGCUGCCUCCCUGGGACUCGACACCUUACCAAACUGA
Messenger RNA from Alligator sinensis (Chinese alligator), 1104 nucleotides. It is a transcript of the gene DMBX1, whose product is annotated as diencephalon/mesencephalon homeobox 1. Gene Ontology annotation, molecular function: RNA polymerase II transcription regulatory region sequence-specific DNA binding; DNA-binding transcription factor activity, RNA polymerase II-specific. NCBI's taxonomy places the organism in Eukaryota, Metazoa, Chordata, Crocodylia, Alligatoridae. The coding region runs from base 1 to 1104 and encodes 367 amino acids. Gene Ontology annotation, biological process: regulation of transcription by RNA polymerase II. The transcript is spliced from 4 exons. The record is from RefSeq and is a predicted model, not a curated record.